GCGCAGUCAGAGAGCCGUGGGCUGUUUGGUGCGGCUGUAUAUGCGUCAGCUUUUGCGCAGACCUUCUCGAACCCAAACAAAAAGAGAAACUGCGAUCGAUUAAUCAGCAGCCGAUCUGCGUCUCUGUGGGUCCGUGUUGAGUCCGUCACGACCAUCUCAAACCCCUAGCAGCGACCCCGAGGAGUGUGAGAGCCGGUGAAGGCGGAGGUUUUACCGGAGCCGGUUCGGAACAGCGCAGGUUCGGUUCGUGUUCGGUUCUUUAGGAAGUGAUGAUCAACCAUGAUCAUCUCCUGACCCAAAGGGCAUCAGAAGCACACAAAGAGAAAGCUCUUCUCCUGCGCAGAGAUUCAGAACCGAUCCGGUUCGCCCGGAGGGCGUGAUUAGCUUUAGCUUUAGCAUGACAGCAACAAUGCGCUGAUUCCGAUCCAUUUCAUCAUCUUUCCACAGGCUCGUGGAUGAUCCGGCCGUCUCUAUGGAGGUUCCUCAGAUGACACGUGGCUUCAGUGCUCAGGGAUUUGGGGCAUGGUGACUGCUGUCCGUCAGCCAGAGCAGCGGCGUCUAGCAAGGGCCGUCUGGACCUGAAGGAAGACCUCUGAGACGUGGACGCCCAGGGCGAUCGAUACGGGAACGAGAUGGGUCAGUGUGUGACUAAAUGUAAAAACCCCACAUCCUCUUUGGGCAGUAAAAGUGGCGAAAAGGAUGCCGGGAAAUCGCACGGUAAAAAAGGAGGUGGUUCAAGCGGCACGCACACAGAGGAAGUGGCCAAGUCCUCCGCCGAUGUCAUAUUCAACGGCACUAAAGUGUCGGAGGUGACCGUGGAGAGCAGCACGGCUCCGGCCGUCUCCGCAGAAGUGCAGCGGGAGACGAGCGCGCAGGACGCUGGAGGAGUGUCGCUCGCUCAGAUCGACGACUUGUUCUCCUGUUAUAAGGACGAGUAUGAAGAUGCCAUCCUGGAGGAGGGGAUGGAGCGCUUCUGCAAUGAUCUGUGCGUCGAUCCGGCCGAGUUCAGAGUGCUGGUGCUGGCGUGGAAGUUCCAGGCUGCUACCAUGUGCAAGUUUACAAGGAGGGAGUUUGUGGAGGGCUGUAAGGCGAUCCAAGCCGACAGUAUCCCGGGCAUCUGCUCUCGGUUCUCUGUGCUGCUAGAGGAGUCCCGUGGAGAAGAGAGUUUUAAAGAUCUCUACCGCUUCACCUUCCAGUUCGGGCUGGACGCCGAGCAGGGUCAGCGUUCGCUGCAGCGCUCCAUCGCCAUCGCGCUGUGGCGGCUCGUCUUCACACUGGACACGCCGCCGCUGCUGGAGCACUGGCUGGACUUCCUGUCGGAGAAUCCGUGUGCCGUGCGCGGGAUCUCUCGCGACACCUGGAACAUGUUUCUGAACUUCACGCAGAGCAUCGGCCAGGACCUCAGCAACUACAGCGAGGACGAGGCCUGGCCCAGCCUCUUCGACUCCUUCGUGGAGUGGGAGAUGGAGAGACGGCGGAGAGAACAGUCGGACUCUGAGGCCGCGGCCGUGUGGCCGGGAGAGCUCGGGAGGAGCAGGGGAGGGAAACACUCUUCUGUUGAGGAGAAGCUGGAUGAAUAUUUAAUCAACCUGCAGCAUAAAAACAGGGCGUUGAGAAGACUGCAGAGGAAGGAUCCUCGACAGGCCGAGUUGGAGCUUUUAGAGCAAGGCUUCAAUCUGUACAUCAACGGCGCUCAUGUGAGCCGAUCCAGCAGGAAAAGCAUCCAGCCUUCACUAGCGGCCCAUCCGCCGACACUGAGAAACACACACACUGCAGGUAAACCCUCGCCUCACGCUCGUGUGUGAACGCAAGCUUCCCGUGACUGUCUGAAUGACUUCUAGUGGCCUGUUCACAUAGAGAGCGGAGAGAAGCGUGCGAUAGAUCGACAGCAACAGAGGAGCCACACAGCGCCGGAGAAAACACAGAGACGACGAUGGGUGCAGGAAUCUGUGUACAUCUGCACUGAGAAAGGAAGUAAAGUGAAGAUUUCACCAGAGCACAGAUACUCAGAUGACUUUGAGCCAUGCGAGAGUGUGGAUAUAGAGUCUGCUCAUGACGGCAGUAAAGCGCCACGUUCUGUGGAUCUGAUGUCACGUAGCGAGCCGGAGCCUGUCGACAGAGUUCUUCUGAAUGCUGACCAGGUCAAGGCGCUGCGAUGCAGCCUGGAGCUGAGCGUCAGACGCAGCGAUCGAGACUCAGACGGAGAGGAGUCAGAGGAGGAAUGGAUCGAGGAGCAGAUCGAGAGAGAGGAGAGCAGCGACAGCCUUCCUGACCUCACACUUCCUGCCCAACCUACAAGCCAGCCAAUCAGCAAGCAGCUCAGCCAUGGUGACCUCAUCAUGCUGGAAUUCAGCCCUUCCUCACAAGGUGGACGAAAGAUCGAGCGCGCUCUCUCAGCUCAAAGAAAAGACAACGUGGAGUCGUACAUCCCCACCAAACCAGUGACCGUCAGGAGACCGACGGAGAGAACGUCUGGAAGCAGACCGGAGACGUCACUGCCAUGCAGUUGUGUAGAGCGCCCCCUGUCUGCGGCUCGUAAGGUGCAGGAGGAGCCAGAUUCGGAGGAAACGGCAGCCCUGCAGAGAGAAAACACACCGGUAGAGCUUCAUUUACAUCAGCAGAUCAGUUCCAGCACAUGUCUGUAAACUGCUUUGUCAUACUCGUACAUAAAUGAUCGAUACCGUAGCCUAAUACAGAUGACAAGACUGUGAAAUCUCUGUUUUAAGGAGGAGGAGGAGGAGGAUGAUGAUCAGUAUCGGGUUAACAGAGCUAUGCGGAGUAUCUCUCUCAUGGAACCGAGGCAGCAGAAGUGUUUGUUAAAGGCUCUGGAGAGGAUUGAUGUCGCUGACACCAGCAGUUUCUCUCUGACGGUGAGUGUAUCUGAUUUAACACACACUGUACUGUCAACGCUUGACCAGACUAGUUCACCAAGCGCUUUGUUUUCUACACAGCCGAGGGAAGCAUCUCCGCAGGUGACGCCCGCUCUUUACGUUAGCAUUGAGAUCCUGUCAAACUGGGGUCACCCGGGUCAGGUGGGGCUCACAGAAGUGCAGUUCUUCUGUCCACAAAAUCACAAACUCUUCGUGUCUCCACAUGACCUGGACAUUCGCAACAUGGAUCAGCCCGGGAAUCUGGCCGCCCUCGUCAACGGAAAAACUAAAACCACAAAAGAGCGUCACAUGUGGACUUGUCCGUUCCAUCCGCCCGUCCAGCUUUAUUUUAUCAUCAGGAAUGUGGAACGAUCUCCGAACUUCAGCAUCUCUCGGAUCAAAAUUUGGAAUUAUAACCGCAGCCUUAAUGAUCUGGACGUCGGUGCGCGACACGUUCGCUUGCACGUGAACAGCACUCUGGUGUUCGAGGGUCAGUUGGAGAAGGGCUGUGGUAACCAGGUCUUUGACUACAGCAGCUCCAUUGAGCUCCAGGAACCACAUCUCCCAGAAUGCACCUCUCCGAGCCCGGUCUCUUCAGGACACAGUCUGCAAGACUGCAGCCCACAUGAGCCAGAGACUCAGGAGUCGAACGCUGGUGUUUCAGUGGUAGAAACAAACCAGGACAAAUCUGAUGUAGUUAACCCUGGAAGCAGUGUGGCAGAAAUGCAGAGAGACUCUCUAGAAAGACACGACUCUUCUCCUCUGGACCUCACGUUACCCGCCGGCCGGACAGAGACGAUGAAGACUGUGACCACGCAACCGUCCUCCAGUCGGAUUCCACACUGGCUCCAAACGAUGAAUCGAACUGCAGCGAAUGAUGCCGAAGCGUAUCGGGAACGAGAGCGUCCUCGGUGGCUCCAGGCACAAAACACAACCCAAUCCAAACACUCAGUGCUCCCUGACGUCUCGUGCAACGCUGUAAGCGCAUGCAAACAAGCCUCCAGCCACAAGGGCCCACACAGAACCGUGUCCGAGCAGCACUUGAGCGAUCGUUUGGACCAGGAUUUGGCUCUGUGGGAUGAGCAGUUCGAGCGGACCGAGCGGCCCAUCAGUGGCAGGAGAAAUUCAGCACAAUCUGUGAAGAAGACACAACCGAAUCUCAUGACCGAGUUCACCACAACAGCUAUAGAGGAAAGCAGCCCAAGGUCCGACUGUAACCGAAGACCGAAACCACAUUGGUGUGAACCGGACGACCCGUUAAUGGAGUCCUGGGACUCGUUAACAAAGUUUAACCAGAGUCAGCGAGGGCGGAUCUCCAACAUGGGGCUGGAGGGAGAUGUUUUUGAUGAGUUUGUUCAGCGUCAGUCUCGUCUGACACCCGUCUCCUCCCGACGCCCCUCUGUUUCAACACUCCCUGAUUCUGACGACCCCGAAGACUUCGAGAUCCCGGUUCUCCCGCAGGGUCGCCACCUCGUCAUUAAGAUCCUGUCCACGUGGGGCGACCGUCACUACGUCGGUCUCAACGGUAUCGAGAUCUUUUCCUCCAGCGGUGAGCCGGUGACCCCGGUCCACAUCACCGCUGACCCGCCGGACAUCAACAUCCUUCCGGCCUACGGGAAAGACCCACGAGUCGUUACUAACCUGAUGGACGGAGCGCACCGGACGCAGGACGACAUGCACCUCUGGCUCGCCCCGUUCUCUCCGGGUCACAAGCACAUCAUCAGCAUGGAUCUGGGUGUUAGAUGCUCCCUGGCGAUGAUGCGGGUUUGGAAUUACAACAAGUCCAGGAUCCACUCGUUCAGAGGAGCGAGAGAAACGGAAAUGAUCCUCGACGGACGUUGUGUCUUCCGAGGGGAGAUCGCCAAAGCGUCAGGAACGCUCUCAGGAGAAUUGGAUCAGUUUGGCGAUACCAUCCUGUUCACCACAGAUGAUGAGAUCCUGGAGGCCAUGGCGCAGUUUGAUGACACGUUCGGGGGUGAGAUGGAGACGGACGGAGCGGGCGAUGAGGACGAGGAUCUGCAGCGGCCGCAGACGGCUGACGGUGAAGGAGAGGAGAGACCGUUCACACGAGCCGGGUUCAGGACGGAGGACACGCUCAUCCACAUGGAGCUGGAUCACAUGACUGCAGCCGAAGAGGAAACAACGGGACUUUAUACAGGAAGCAUUGUGCAGCUGAAUCUGCUGUCGUCGUGGGGUGACCCUCACUAUGUGGGACUGACGGGGUUAGAGGUCGUCGGUAAGGGCGGUGAGAGUAUCCCUGUUGAUGUUUCUAUGGCAACAGCGUCACCCCGUGACCUCAACGACCUCCCCGAGUACAGCAGCGACCUUCGAACCCUAGACAAGUUGUUUGACGGGAUGAACCUCACCACAGAUGAUAAACACAUGUGGCUGAUUCCCUUCUCGUCCGGUUCUGAUCACACGCUCACCGUGAGGUUCGCUCGGCCGCAGACCAUCGCCGGAUUCAGGAUGUGGAACUACAACAAAUCGCCUGAAGACUCUUACCGAGGGGUGAAGGUUAUGCGUGUGUUCCUGGACGGAGCGUGUAUUUCUCCGAUCGGGGGGUUUCUCAUUCGCAAGGGUCCGGGGAAUUGCCACUUUGACUUUGCACAGGAGAUUCUGUUCAUAGACUACCUACAGAACAACACGAGCACAGCGAGUAACCGAUCGCCCGCUUCGACCAGCGAGAACACAGAGGACGUGCUCGCUCACUGGGCAGGGAACCGGACAGAUGAGCUGGUCAGUGUGGACUAUGAGGCUCCACUGAUGCCAUGUGGAUUUAUCUUCCAGCUGCAGUUGUUGACAUCGUGGGGCGACCUCUACUACAUCGGCCUUAAUGGACUGGAGCUCUACGACCAGAAUGAGCAGAAGAUCCCUCUCAGUGACAACAACAUCGCUGCGUUCCCGGACAGCGUGAAUGUGUUGGAUAACGUGUGCGGUGACGUCCGUACACCUGAUAAACUGAUAGAUGGGGUCAAUGACACACACGACGGGCAACACAUGUGGCUCGCACCGGUGCUGCCUGGACUGGUGAACCGUGUCUAUGUCAUCUUUGACCAGCCAAUGACGGUCUCCAUGAUUAAAUUAUGGAAUUAUUCCAAAACACCUCAGCGAGGAGUCAAAGAAUUUGGGCUCUUAGUUGAUGAUCUGUUAGUGUAUAACGGGGUUUUAGAGUGUGUGAAGAACGUUUCGCGGGGAAUCCUGCCAACCCUGGAUCCUGUCGUCCCUUACCACACCAUACUGUUCACAGACAACACGCAGAUCACACACCGAGAGAAGAGCACAGUCAUCAGCAACCACGUAGAGUACCAGGAUGUGAAGUUGACCAAUGAGAAUCAGAUCAUUCACCAGCACAAGAAGAAACAGACAGCUGACCCAGCUCUGCGGCCUAAAACCUGCAUGACUGACAUACGAAGACACGGAAAGCAGCGAUACUGAGAGUACGACGGCAGGGUGCAGGGUUUUUAAAAGCAGGUUAUGUUUUUCUUUUCCCGUCUUGGAACGUUUGGAAAACUGUGUAACCUCACCACACACACACACACACACACACACACACACUUGAACUGUAUGUUAAAGCUGUGUACAUAUAACAUUUUUUGCUAUGAUGUUGUUGUAUUAUAUAUUGUACGUCUUUUUAAAGUAAGUGUCCUUUGACCAUGUCAUGUGAUUUUUGAUAAAGUCGAUGCAUACUUACAUG
This is a messenger RNA of Carassius gibelio (silver crucian carp), 6564 nucleotides long. RefSeq names its product katanin-interacting protein-like. The record is from RefSeq and is a predicted model, not a curated record. The transcript is spliced from 27 exons. NCBI's taxonomy places the organism in Eukaryota, Metazoa, Chordata, Actinopteri, Cypriniformes, Cyprinidae.